Messenger RNA from Eruca vesicaria subsp. sativa (arugula), 468 nucleotides. Lineage: Eukaryota; Viridiplantae; Streptophyta; Magnoliopsida; Brassicales; Brassicaceae. The record is from the annotation of a GenBank genome assembly.
CACUUACACGUUAAUCAGUACUUAGAAAAGCUAGUUAAAUUCAAGAAAACAAAAAAAGAAAGAGAGGAAAGCAUUCAUUACAAAAUGGCUCCGUGUCGUACGAUGGUUGUGCUCUGCCUGCUUCUGUUUCUGGCGGCGAGUAGUACCUCCGAAAGAAUCGGAGCCACCGUGGAUAUGAAGAAUAGGAAGAGCUUAGGGUUUAAACGCAGCUAUAUUUUUGGCUACUUACCAAAAGGAGUUCCUAUUCCUCCUUCUGCUCCUUCUCAGAGACACAACUCUCUUGUUGACUCUCUUCAUCAUUGAUUUCCUUUUUUUAUUGUUCAAUGUAUUUUUUGUGUGCUUGUUUUGUAAAUUAGAUACAUACAUGGUUACAUUCUUUGUAUAUACUUGCAUACUUUAAUUUUUUCCUAUGUUUUCCAGACUAUAUUGUAUUAAACUCAUGAUGGCCAUAUAAAGAUCAAGGAAUUC